AUGCUUGGUUCAUGGUUUGCCGGCAGAGGGCAUAGGGAAAGCAGCGCUGGGACUGAUACGCUCGACUCCUCUGCACUGCCGCGAAGGUCCUCCGUAUCCCGCGAGGCCGGCGAAGGCGUGUCUCAACGUGCUGCCCCUGCUGCUUUGUCAAACCCCCAUGACGCUGUUCUAGCGGAAUUAUCUGGUGGCGGUCAAACUGCUAUAUCGUCGCAGAAAUCCAGUGUGGGUGCCCAGCAUGGCUCGGUACCAAACGACCAAACCCCUUCUCGUUCACCGUCUACAGCGGCGCCUACGCCUGUUCCAGAGACUAUGUACGAUCCUUUCACUGGUGCGCCCUUAGGAACAAUGCAUUCGCCGGUUAACACUGCUCUGGAAGAUCCGGAAGCUACCAGAGACCAGUUAUGGAGCCAUCUCUCCCGUAUCCGUGAAUUACAGAGUGACAUUGCUGCUAUGCAUGUCACCAUGGAAAAGAUUGGACAGCCUGACAACAAGAGACACAGGAAAGGAAAGGAUGAAAGGAUUGCCACAGCAGCACUGCGACUGAGGGAGCGCGAGUCUGUAUGGGACACUGAGGGUGAGGGCGAGACUGAACCCGAGCUUGACUCCGAUAAGGAGAAGAGGAAGGCGAAAGACGAAGAAUUUGACAGACUGGCUGACAAGUUUAUGGGGCGCAAGGAGGCUAUAGAUGACAUUAUGAAGAAGGUGAACAAACCCCUACUUCAGUCAACACUUCUGCUGACUUGGCUGAGACAUAACGUGUAUGGUUCCCUUCAGCUGGAUGAACUCUCCCAAGCGGUCACUACUUUCCACUCGUUACGGACACCUACGAUUGACUUUACAGCAUCGGGCGGGAAUGCUUCCACGGUCCAGCCUACUCCGACUACCUCGCCUGUUGCACCUCCAGAUGCAGAUCCGUCGAGCGGGUACGACGUUGGGCCUUUGACUUCCCGUCCAUCGACUCCUUCAGUGCUGUCCAAAGGAACCGUUUCCGCCUCUGCUAUAACCUCAUCUCCUCGGGUAGCGGCUGCUGAUCCUGCUGCUGAUGCAAGUCCGGAGAAGCCCCAUCCGCCAAUAUUCCUUACUCAGCUCGGGAGUGACCAUCCCGUCCUCAUAGACAGCCCUGCGUCUAUCGAGAUCGGCUUGCCCAAGACCAACACCUGA
Molecule: messenger RNA, 1161 nt
Organism: Gloeophyllum trabeum ATCC 11539
Lineage: Eukaryota; Fungi; Basidiomycota; Agaricomycetes; Gloeophyllales; Gloeophyllaceae
Exons: 1
Coding region: 1-1161 (386 amino acids)
Source: RefSeq, a predicted model, not a curated record